ACUGUUACUGGAGAAAUGGCAAACAAAACCUAUAAUCUUGGGCUAUUCUUUAAAUUUGUUUUUAGAACAAAAACAGUUGAGGGAGUGUCAGCUCCUCAAAGUGUCUGUGACCACAUUCAUCUUUUCUGUAGGAAUUUCUUCAACAACUUGAAGCCAAAUACUGGCCCUGCUGUGGAGCCCAGAGAUACAUCAUGACUUCAGUGCUAGGCAUAGGCCUGCUGGCUUUGGCCCUAUUAAGACCCACCAUGGCCUUUGUACCCAUCGGGGGUGGGGCCUCCACCCAUGUCAGCAUUACUGGAGCGGCUCUAUUGCAAAAAGUGACAGAAACAUGUCGGGCGGUGGUUGAGGCAGCUGGUCAUGAGUUCAAACCCACGGGUUCCUCUCCCGAGGAGCUGGUUAAGGCCUGUCUAGGACCCACAGCAAAAGGAGAGGUGUCAGGUGCCAAAUUUCAUUCUGCGCUUCAAGAGAUCUACACCCAGAAUGGGCUGGUAGACCGUAACUUUGUCAGCAGUGCUCCACACCACUUCAACUCAGAGGCCUUCCUGGAGGGACGUAGCCUUAUUAUAAGUGGCAUGGUCGUCAUUAAGGCUAACAUUCGCAAUGAGAACUUCCAAGCUGCCAGGGAAACACUGGGAAGAGUACUUCAUACCCUACAGGACUUCUACAGCCACAGUAACUGGGUGGAGCUGGGAUACAAAGAGCCCUUCAUCAACCUCAUACGCCCAGAUCUACCUCUGGAAAACCUGGCAGAUGUCAACACUGCCACUUGCAGUGACUGUGCAAGUGGAACUUGCCCCAAUCCGAUCCUCCCCAACAUCCUGAAGCAGAAGAAACUGACUUCAGGCUACAUGGGAAUAUUCUCUGCCAACAAGCCCAGAGGUAAAUGUAGCCAUGGAGGGGCAAGUGACCUGACAAGCACAGCAAUCCCUCGCGGUGGCAUCAGCAAAGAUGAGCGUCGCUCGGACAAUGUAGCCCUCCACAAUGCUGCUGUGAACGCGGCCACAGCCGCCAGCCUCCAACUGCUAGAGGACAUCCGGUUAGCUGCAGGGAACAAUGACUUUCUCAGAAUGAUGGGAAUCGCCCGCUCAUCGGUUGUGUGCUUUGUUAUUGAUACCACCGGCAGUAUGUCAGAUGACAUCGAUGAAGCCAGGGCAGUAGUUAUUAAAAUCAUUGACAGCAAGAAAGGAACGCAGGAUGAGCCAUCUGAGUACAUUCUGGUGCCCUUCAAUGACCCCAACUUUGGACCUAUGUUCAGGACAACAAAUCCUGAUAAGAUGAAGGAAGAGAUCUCUAAACUCACAGCAAACGGAGGUGGUGAUAUCCCUGAGAUGUGCCUGUCAGGACUCCAGUUAGCUCUAACUGGUGCCCCUGCAUCCUCCAACAUCUAUGUGUUCACUGAUGCUCCAGCAAAAGACAUCGCCCUCAAGGACACGAUAGUUGCUCUCAUCAGGAGCACGAAGUCAACGGUCUCAUUUUUCAUGACCGGUGCCAGUAGAAGGCGCCGUCGUUCUCUCAGAGCUCCUUCCUUUGAAGACUACAGGGACCUGGCUCUGGCCUCUGGAGGCCAGGCCAUCCGGGUGUCCAAGAAGCAGCUGCCUGAGGCCACAGAUAUCAUUCUUGACACCUCCACUUCAGCUCUGGUGACAGUUCUUCAGCGAGCAAGGAACCCCGGGAAGCAGGAGAUGUUCUCCUUCAUGUUGGACAAAUCUCUUCAAAACAUCACUAUUUACAUCACAGGAACUUCCAUUACUUUCACACUGACCAACCCUGCAGGUGUGAACCAGACCCAGAGUGAGGCCAGCGGUAAACUGGGGACCAUUCAGAAUGUGGGCAACCUGAGGAGAAUUCAUCUCAAUGAUGACAAGCAGACAGGAACCUGGCAGAUCAACAUCAACUCCAACCAACCAUACACACUCAAAGUCACAGGCCAGAGUACAGUUACUUUUAUCUAUGACUUUGUGGAAAGCUUCAAAGGACCUCACCCAGGUUAUGCAGUACUUAGUGGGUGUCCACAAGCAGGUCAGCCAGCCACCCUGAUGAUCUCAGUAAUAGGUCAGCGAGGGCCCUCUUCAGUCACUGUUGGAAACAUUGGCCUGGCUGUUGUGUCUGGUCCUGAGUCUGUUAGCAAUAGUACAAUGACUGACAUGGGCAAUGGAGACAUCCUGGUGACCAUUGAUGUAGUCCCUGAGGGGGAGUUUGUAGUUGCUCUAAAAGGAACAGACAAAGUGUCAAAGAGUGAAUUUCAGAGGCAGUCUACCACUCAGAUGUCUGUCUCCAAAGUGAAUAUCCAGAGUUUUACACGUUUCAGGAAUAGAUUUGAUGAUGCUUGGGACAGCAGUUUGGAGCCAGGAAAAGCCUUCAAACUCUCCUUCAGUGUAAUGACACAGAGCACCGGUGGUCAAUACUCCAUCAGUGCCAGAAAUGACAAAGACUUCCCCAUGGACUACCCACCCAACAUCAUCUUGACAACCGGAAAUUAUACUGAUGCUACGCUGACCAUUACACCGCCUGCCAGCACACCGUCAGGCACUGAUGUCACGCUGACUAUGGAAGCCACGUCUACCAAUGGUGUUGACUCCAAUUACAUCGUUCUGAAAUUGUCUGUUGUUACCAAGAUUACAGAUUUUGUUCAGCCUUUGUGUAAAGUGGUCAGAGUGCUGGAUGGUGAGUGCCCUCAAGAUGUGUCUCAGUGUGGACCUUUUAGGUGGGAGCUUAUUGCCAACCUUACUGAUGGAAAUGGCACCGGGAUAGAAACCAUCUCCCUGAUCGAAGGCAAUGGAUCCCUGUCAUACACCACCCUGACUGCUCCUGCCAUCCAAGCAAACUACAGUGGCUCCUGCUGCUCGCAGAUUGUUAAAUUUGCAGCUGUAGACAAAGUUGGCAAUGUGGGACACUGCUAUCAUUCAAUUGUUCGUUCAAGUGGCCCUCCUGCUUUGAUUCUCUCACUGCCAUUGUGGUUGUGCCUGCUGACAUCUGCUUUUGUAGUAAGGCCUUGAAGCGCUUCAGUGAGCUUGCUCAGAUACCCUGCUUAAAUGAAAUAUAAACACAGAUUAAGCAAUGGAUAAUGAAUAAGUGGCCUUAGGAUCAAAAGACAUGAAAUUUCAGUGUACAAGGUUUACUUUUGGUGUCGGGGACCAAGCAGUAAAGCUCCAGGACACCUGGUGUGGACGGCAAGAAAAAGUAACACAUUUACUAUUUAACUGUCACAAAAUAUUGAAAAUGAAACACUAGGAAAAACUGGACCAAAAAUAAAUUUAAACUAGGACGCUGUAACUUAAAUUGAAGUCAGCUAAAUAAACUUAAGACUGAACUUAAAAUAACUCACUCAACAACUGAAACAACAGGAUUGGUAUAUACUAGGAAUUCUCUACUUAAUGCCCCACUUUUGGUUGUUAAAAAAUGUCCAUAAAAUAACCUAUUCAGUGCAUGUGUUUAAUGUAUUCAGGGUCAUGGAGCUUUUACUGACACAGGAUUGUCGCCGCAUCUGAGGAAACAUUAGCUGGCUGGCUAGACAACAGUGUUUAAAUACAGAACUCGUGAGGCGUCACUUCCUGAUGAUGUCUCACGAGUGGUGUCAUUAUAUUCAAACAUAACUGGUCAUUGAAAUUAUACAUUUUAAUUUUAUUAAUUUGUGAACCCGAGCACAUUUAGUAAACACCUAGGUUUGUAAAUGACAAAAAAAUAUAAUUUUAAUCUAAUCCUUUGCAGUACUACUCCACAGCCCACUGAUUGAGAAUAGCCGAUAUAUACUGUAUGUUAAAGGCUGGCAUUAGUAGACACACAGAGGGGCAGGACACACAUCAACUACACCUCUACAAAUUAAAGGAAGUAUUUAGAAACCUAAUCAAACAGUCAAACCAAAAACAACAAAAGCCCCAGAAUGACCUUAACUUGCAUCAAACCUGGCAAACACUCACUUCCGCUUCCUGUCUUCUCAAAAGAAGCUUCAUCUUUCUGCCAAGAGAACUUUGAAGAUCAACACAAGAAAUAGUAAAACAAUUUAACCAAAAGUAACUCAAAGUACAGUAUACUGGCUUGAAUGUGUGCACUCAAAUGACAUAAAAUGCCAAAAUAAAGUGAUCUGAAAGAAACCUAAAGACUUACGUGGUCAUUACAUAAAAUGUUAUAACUGUGCUAAAAAAAGAAAAACUAUAUAACAUGGUGUUGCUGUAAACAAAAAUCUUAUUUGGGACAAUUCUUUGUUUUCACAUGUGGUCUGAGGCAGCAGAUAACUUUUUACCUCCAGAAUAAUGUGCCAACAACUUUUUUCUAGAGUGCUAGAAUAGAUAUAUUUUUAAGAGAGGCAGUGUGAAGGCAUAAAAAGUCUGUGCAAUCUGCAUUAUCUGAGCAUGAAGCAAGAGCAUUCUCUUAUUUUUGUCACAUUUAAACACAUUUACCAAGGACAAAUGUAUGCAUGUAAAGCAAUUUCUUUUCUGUGGACACCCAGUACUGGUAGAAUAAGCUGGUUUCUUUUAACAUUUUGAAAACCAAUCCAAGAAUGCUGAGAAAGAAAUGGACAGAGACUUUCUCUGGGUAUAUGGAUCUUCUUAGAACAGUUUGGGUCACAUGCUCAGAGUAAGGAGAACCUGAUGGCAGAGAGUGCAGCAGACUGGUACUGCUGAAGAGCAGGAAUUACUAUGGGAACAAAAAGAUGUAUAUAACAUACAGUAUAAUAUUUUUAAAUAACAUACUAAAUGAUCUGAAAUGC
This is a messenger RNA of Monopterus albus (swamp eel), 4708 nucleotides long. RefSeq names its product von Willebrand factor A domain containing 11 (gene vwa11). Bases 192 to 2996 code for a protein of 934 amino acids. The transcript has 18 exons. The record is from RefSeq and is a predicted model, not a curated record. NCBI's taxonomy places the organism in Eukaryota, Metazoa, Chordata, Actinopteri, Synbranchiformes, Synbranchidae.